AGAGCCUGUGCUCAAGAGGCAGAGAAAGAACAAAAGCAGCGCAUUGCUCUCGGUUGGUGAGUGAUGCUCAAGGGGGAAUUUAUUCCGAGCUGGCACCCAGUAGAGCAGCCCGAGAGGGCCCAAUCUCAGCUCCUGUAGGCUCAGAGAGGCUGGACACCCAAAGGAUAGCAAGUGUAAACUGCAGAUACCUGCUCAGCUGACACGCCUUUCACCAUGGAAAGGAGGCUUAUAAAGAAGGAAGUGAAAAAGCUCCUGGGAGAUUAUAUUGGCACCAGACUUCGGGAAAAUGAAUUUGACCCAAAAGGAAGACGGCAACUGACCUUUCUAGAUGAUAUGGCUCACUAUGACUUGGCCAUCAGUAUUGCUUUGCAAUGGCUGAAUCACUCAGAAGACUUAACAUGGCUGGACUGGGAGGAAGUGAAAAUGCCAUUCCAUGGCGGACCCACAUAUCCAAACCGCAGAGAACGAGAAGCUAUGAUUUUAUCAUCUUAUGCUGGAAUCUUAAUGAACAGUAUCUCGAUUGAGGAAAUCUUUAAAAUUUAUGGGGCUGAUUCUUCUGCAAAUUCUGGUACUACUAAGGUUCCCCGAGUGUCCUCUCUCCACCUCUCCUUGCACCCUUUUGCCAUGUUAACAGCACCCAAGGCAGCAGAGUAUGCCCGCAGACAGAGUGUCAAGUCAAGAAAGGGAGCAACAAGUAAAAAUGCCACCAGCCGCUCGACCAAGGGAGCAAAUGCCACGGAAUGGAAAUCAUCGAAAAGUUUUUCAGACACCCAACCAAGGAACAAAGUCACUUAGAAACUUGGAAGUGUACCACGAAACUUCGUAAUAGAGUCUCUGGGAGCAGACAGGAAACACCAUCUUAAAACUGCAGCUCCUGCCAGCACACUAUUUCUUCACUCCUAGCUUUUGAUGCAAACUGCAUUGAAGUGUUAUUUUUGAUGUUGGCUUUCUUCUCUUAGAAGCAUAUUGCACAGCUACAUUUUGGUUGAAAAACAAAAAAGAUUAUAUACUACUAUUUUAUUGUGACUGGAAGAUCGUUGGGAGAAUUCAGAGUGUACAGUCUUUCUAUGUCAAAACAGGCCAGUUUAUAUAGUGACAAAGAAGGAGGCAGUUUUCUGAAGAUUCAUUCUGAAAUAAAAUGAAUCUGUCACUGAUUGCCUUUACAAUGUGCUCAUAUAAAAAAUGUAACUGAUUUUAA
This is a messenger RNA of Nycticebus coucang (slow loris), 1198 nucleotides long. It is a transcript of the gene C7H2orf80, whose product is annotated as chromosome 7 C2orf80 homolog. NCBI's taxonomy places the organism in Eukaryota, Metazoa, Chordata, Mammalia, Primates, Lorisidae. The record is from RefSeq and is a predicted model, not a curated record. The transcript has 9 exons. The coding region runs from base 214 to 795 and encodes 193 amino acids.